CCGGUGCCAAUCUCGAAAGGCCAAUUGUACCCCAAUGGCUUCUACCUCGACAGCACCGUGACGCUCCCCAACUUUCAUCAGUAUUCUUAGUCUUGGUUUUUGUACCCAGUCAGCCCAGUCAGACAUUGUCUCUCCAUGAACCAGACGGACAGACACAGAGCCCGAGUGUAGUCAUGGAUAUGAUAGACCCUUCGAGUGCGGCAACUGUCAAUCCUCCUUAUGAUGUGCCCUCCCUUUCAACUACUACAACCAUAACGGUCAACGAUGCUGCACUGGUCAACUCCAACGUCAUAAACGGGCCGGGUGCACUUCCAUCAGAGCUCUACCAUCCGGCUACUUCAUCUUCUCUGAAACGCCGAAACACCGAUGGGGGCUGCCCAAGGGGAAGGAGACGAGGACAUGCAUUCCCAUCCCUCGAAAUCUUCUCGGAGUAUCAUGGUUUUGGCGACAUUGCCCCAGUCGGGUAUUCAUCUUGGGAAGAAGGCGAUACCCAAGAGCAUAUGCAUGGGGACACCAUGCCCUUCGACCCGGAAGGCUAUUACUCGCCCCCAUACUCCAAAUCCGAGCUAUUAGAGCUGUGUGCCAACAACCCACGGGCCGAUAGAGAAGAUUGUGAAGAAACGGAUGCUUCGUUCUUUAGCAGAGCCAUGAUCUUUGACUCACUCACGGGUGGCGAUCCGAUGGCCUACACGGGCAAACAAGACAUCUUCACAUAUAACAAUGUCUCUUCUUGUGAUAACGUGCUGACCAAGGAGUGCGAGGUUAUGUUCGCUGACAACAAAUCAACGACUGCUGACGAGUACUCGGUCGCAUCGUCAGAUGAAGACGCUAUGGUGAAGCUGGCUGACUCCUUGCCGAGCCUUCUCGCACAGAUUCCGCCAUCCAGUGUCAUCAAAGCUGUCGAGGGAAGCUCUACGCCUGAAAUAUUUGAUCCAAGUCUACAGAGGUCAACGCCACAUAGCAAUCCCAAGAGCUCUUCGGUGCCCGAGAAAGACAAUCAGCCUGCAGAGUCCGAAAACUUACUUGACGAAGACAUUGACUGGGAUGAGGUAUUUCAACACCUCCCCGCUGCUCCCAAGGAUGUCAAUACGUCUCAAAUUCUGGAAUUUCAAAAUAACACUAGCCAACCGCUUGAGAAUACGAUCGAAUGGAUGCAGUCUCGCUCAAUCAGCCCAGCGAAGUACCAACCAUUCACUAGGCCAGCCUUCCCCUGCCCCUUGCGAAACAAAUCCCCCGUCGAGGGAUUAUCAAACACCAACGUCCUGAGAACAUGCUUCCGCCUGGGAUCCAUCUUCAAAGAAGUAGCUCAAUGUUUUCGACAAGACCAAGAGGUGACUUUCGAGCUUUUUGCCAGGGUAUCAUACUCCUCAAGAGAGAAUGGUUCGCGAGUUCAGCAUUUUCAGUUCGUUGACUUGUACGAGGAUCAACCACCCCACUUAUCCGGCGUUUUGACUGGGUGGAAGAAUGACACCAUACUUGAGAAGGACAGUGUCUUGUUCCUCGGUGAGACUAAGAACAAGAUGUGCCGUUGCAUGUGUCGACCGAGGAAGGCAAAGAAGCCUGAGAUUGGUUGGGACCUUGAGGUGUUGCGCAUCAGAUUGACCGACUGGGAGGAGAUCGAGAGUGUCAGGAGCGUUGUAUGCUACGAAUGACCGACAUGGAUAUCUCGGCAACUACGGAAGAUUGUUGAAGAUUUCAGGAUCAACUCACGGCGUUGUCAAGUCACUAUUGUAUCUUUGUUGUGAAAGAUCGAU
This is a messenger RNA of Neurospora tetraspora, 1754 nucleotides long. RefSeq lists its product as uncharacterized. NCBI's taxonomy places the organism in Eukaryota, Fungi, Ascomycota, Sordariomycetes, Sordariales, Sordariaceae. The record is from RefSeq and is a predicted model, not a curated record. Bases 174 to 1652 code for a protein of 492 amino acids. The transcript is spliced from 2 exons.